Molecule: messenger RNA, 7788 nt
Organism: Hemiscyllium ocellatum (epaulette shark)
Lineage: Eukaryota; Metazoa; Chordata; Chondrichthyes; Orectolobiformes; Hemiscylliidae
Gene: ark2n
Product: arkadia (rnf111) N-terminal like PKA signaling regulator 2n
Exons: 6
Coding region: 659-1894 (411 amino acids)
Biological process (GO): ubiquitin-dependent protein catabolic process
Molecular function (GO): ubiquitin protein ligase activity
Source: RefSeq, a predicted model, not a curated record
GGCGGAGCGUCCGCCAUUUUGUGAGAAACCGCGGACGGAGGAAGGUAGACCCAGCCGCGACCAUGUCGUCGGUCCAGCCCCCAAACGCCUUCCGCGUCCACUCUCCGCUCCAAUACCGCGUUCCUGGAAGCCAUUCUGAGGUUUAAAAUUACCACUUCGAGAGGGCGUAAGCCCCGCGGGCAAUUUACAGCAGUGUCUGCGUUAGGAAGCGGAGUCUCCGCCAUCUUGCAGAGAAAGCUGCCAGUCGGAGCGAGUGGAGAGAUAAAGAGGCCGGCCGCUGAGAGACGGGACAUCUGUUUUCCUGUUUUUGUUUGGUGUGGGGGGGUCGUCGUCGCCUGCGGAAGGACCGCCCCCUCCCCCAUGAGCGACCGCGCGCCGCGCCGGUGAACUCGCAGCGCGCAACAGCGGAAGUGAGCUUGUUUUGGGAAAGCGAGAGGAAUCCAGCCUUCAGACGGUUUUUGGACCAUGGUUCCUGUAUUCUCGUCUUGCUCGAACUCAAAAUGAGAAUAAUCUUGAGCAAUACCUCAAGGUUUGCUGUGCAAUUCAUUCUGCCGGGUAGGUUCCUGCUCAUUUCAGGUUUCCCUGGUUUCUUUAAAUCUUAAUCCUGUGCCAGUCUGUGCCCUAUGGUAUUUGAUAGAGAGUACUUGAGCUAAGUGACAUGAAGAUGGAAGCAGCAGAGAAGGCAGACUUCUCAUCCCAGGAUGGUAUUGAGGAAGCUGAUGCUUCAACGAAAGGUAUUGAGACAAAAGUUAGUGACACCAAUAAAGAAGAUGAUGGGUCAAUUCAGAAAGAGACCUCAUCUGCCAAAUUGAGAAAAGACAACCAUAGCUGUCCACCAAAGCUAAGUGGACUGUCUGCUGAACCUUGUUUGUUGAUGGAACUUGGGCAAGACUCUUCUGAAUCCCAGCUUCCAUCUGCAGAUGGUGAUAAACAAACAACUGGCGCAACCUAUGAUAGCGACUCUUCAAAUCAGUGCAUGGUUUCUCCUUCGUCCAGUGGUCAUUUGGCAGACUCUGACACACUUUCAUCUGUCGAGGAGAAUGAGGCACCUCAGGCAAAUGUGGCUGUGGACGAAGAUCCUUCGGCUGGAUCUGGUCCCGCGAUCGGCAGAAAGUCACGGCGAUCCAGGUCUGAGAGUGAAACUUCAACCAUGGCUCCUAAGAAGAAUCGCUCAUCAAAUGACAAACAAAAUGGCCGUGUGUCAAAGAUUAGAACCCAGAAACAAAAGGAACGGAUACGAUUACUACGGCAGAAACGUGAAGCGGCAGCCAGGAAAAAGUACACGUUGCUGCAGGACAGCAGUACUAGUGAUAGUGACUUGACAUGUGACUCCAGCACAAGUUCAUCAGAGGAUGAGGUCUCAGGAAAUGGCAAGAGGGCGAUUAGUGCAGAGAUUCCAGAUGGACCUCCAGUGAUAGCACACUAUGAUAUUUCUGACACUAACUCCGACCCAGAUGUUCUGAACGUCGACAGUCUUCUUGCAGCUGCUGCUGUUCAGGAGCAAUUCUCUUUUGGACAUCAUGAGUUUAAAGUGAACACUGUUAGAAACCGAGGACUGUUGGAACAAUGCAUUGCAGGUCAAGGAGAAGAGAGCUUCAUAGUUAAUGACUCUUCAGGUUUCUCUGUACCAUUAAAAGAAGAAAUCCAAAUUGCCUCCUCUGAUAGUGAGGUCGAAAUUGUAGGAAUUCAAGAAGAUACAAGAUCAGUUCAGACUAGACCCGGUGUAAUCCAGAGCUGUUCAUCAUGGAAGCAGAAUUCUCAUUCAUAUUGCAGCAGGGUCCAGCAACAACAAAUGCAUUCAUGGGCUGCCGUCUCUCAGUCAACCUGGAGUGGAGCUCCAGAGGUUGUUGACCUUACCCUCGAUGAAGAUGCUAGACGCAGAUACUUGCUGUGAGCAAUUUUCGUGUGCUGUCUUUGUUCAGUGGUGCAAGAUGACAAAGAGUAGAGGGGAAAAAAUGCUCAGUAGCUCCUUUCUAUUGUUCACAAAGAUUUAAAAAGUUGUUAUUUUGCUUUUUUCAUUGAGUGAAGUUUCUGUAUUUUUCAGCAUCCAGUACUAUCCAAAAAGGUAUGUUUCACAUUUGUCUUAAAAUGUCAAUACGUCAACAUUAUGGGACUCAUAUUGGGCGACUGAAUGUUUUUAAGUGGCUCUGUUUCUAAAAUAGUUUGUAUUUUAUGUAGUCCCAGAUUAUUUAGUAGGUUUCAGGAUUCACAUUAGGCAUGCCUAACUUGGACUUAGAUGUUUUUGAGUUAAUUUGACAUUUAAGUAUUGCAUCUAAAUUCACUAGAAAUAUAAGCAGCAAUAAAAUAGUGAACUGUGAUUUUCUCCCCUUUUCAAUUAAAUCUGCUAGUUCAGCAAAAGAUAAAUUUAUUUAAGAUUAGUGACAGGGCUUCUGUAAUAAAGGCAAAAUGAUAGGGCUCUGAGCUUGCAUAUGUAGUGCUGACUCACUAAUUACAAUAUGUGCCAUCAUUUCAGUCGAAGAAGAUCCUUCCACCUAUAAUUCCAAUUGAUGCCCUUAGUAAUGCACAGCCGAAAAGGAAAAAAUAAAGUCAUUCUUCAUCUUGAUCUAUCAGUGAAUCUAAGUUUAUUAGUGGCUUAAUCCAUGCUUCUAUCGUGCUUAAAAAAGUUUGAUUAGUUACUGAGUAAAAGUAAUUGUGUCUGUCUGUCCAAAAGGUAAUCCUAAUUUGUAUUAAUUUUCAAAAGGUUUCAUUUGGUCUUAGUAAUUGCAGACUGUUUCUCAGCUGCUAAAAUUGCAGUAUACGAAAAUGAAUUGUAAAGAAUUAUAAGUGAAAGAACAUUAUUCAUCCUUAUUCCAAUAGCACUGAUUUUAGUUAUUAUCUCAGUAAAAUAAAUUGCUAAAAUAUAGUCAAAUAAACAUUGUUAUAAUAAAUAAUUUCUCCCCAUCAAAGGUAUUUAAACAUUGGAAUGAACAAGUAAGAAAGCUUCAACUGAUCACGAAGGUUCUUAUUAAACUUCUUAUUUGAUAGGAAUAUGUUGAUAAUUUAUUUUGAUUGGAAAAGAAAGUAGUUAUAGGUAGGACCAAAAGAAAAAUCUUACUCCCAAAGCUUCCAUGGGACUGUAAUUGGAAGGAAUAAUUUGUUAAAAAAAACUUUUUCCAAAGGUUGAAACAGCCAGGAACAAAUAGUUCUGAAAACUGUAUUCCCAUUAUGUUUUCUACCCAAGGGAAUUUGAAGCAUCAGUAGUAGCGUACUGAAUGCUGCAUUAACUUUGUGGCUUAUUUUAUCCCUCAGGCAUCUUUAUCAUUUUAGUUUCUAGAUUGUCUGGUUGCCACUUGUGAUAUGGUGGCCUGAAAUAAAACUUGUAAAAUCUUGGAAGAAACUUAGUGUAUGACACUAUAAUAGCUGUGCAACACAAUGCAUUUUUAUAAGCACUUGAUUUACCUGUUAUGCUCAGAUAAGUUUUAUUUGGUGAUGUACACCAAGAUGAAAGAGUAGUUCACUGAGUAAUUGCGUAACUGUACUGAUUCAAGGGAUCAGAAUAUUCUCAGGUUUUGCUGACAUCAGCUUGACCCCCCUGCCCAUGAUCUGUGCCAGAAAGUUACAUGUACGUAGUUGCACAUGAGAAUGGAAUUGAUAUUGUAUGUGAUCUUCCCUGUGGUGGAAAAGGUACAGACCCUGGUUGAAUCAUAGAAUCUUGCACUAUAUAGAAGUCAUUCAGUAUGGAAGCAUCUAAUUAGUCCUUCAACCUGUUUUUCCCCACAGCCAUGCAAAUUUUAUGUAAAGAAUGGCCAGUAGAGAAAAGUGCUUGAAGGAAGUCAGUGUUGGGAGCUGUUCUAUACUCUCCAUACAUUAAGAAAACUGUUAUCUGAGCAGAUAUGUUUGCAUUAGCACGGUGGUAAAUUUAUUUACAAAGUUGUUGAAAAUGGGUCCUGUAAAUUGAAGCAGUGCUAAGUGUUUCAGCAGCCUUCAAUUGCAGAUCAAAGACUUGUUCAUCUUAGCAUCUUGGAGAGUACUGAAUGAGUACCAAGACUGAAUUCCUGGAGACUUUAUGUGGAAACGUGCCUUUUUGGUUACCUGAUGUAAGCGGUUAUUCUUAAAAGUCACUAAAACCUGGUUUAUGUGGUAAUAGUGUCUGAGUUUUGAUUUAAUUUGUGUUAGUCAAGGUCUUCUUGCUUUUUUCCAAAACAUCUAGUAUUAAAAGUUUUGUGCAUUUAUGUUUAAGUAACAACAGAUUUUUUUUGUUCCUGAGUUCCUUCAGUUAGUGUCUAAUGUUAAUUAUACUAGGUUAUUUAAAUUGGGACAAGUUAGGGAGUGUUUAAAUUUAAGUGCAGUAUCUUCAUUGCUUUGAAAGUGAUUAGAUUCCAAGGAUGGGCUGAUGCUCUGCUUUUGACAAUUGCAGUUUCUAUCUUUAGAGGUUGCUUCCUAAGCUGUUGGCAGGCUACAGUAGACUCUUGUCUGCAGAUUCCUAGGCCAUGAUAGUCAGCUUCCCGUAACACAUGUAGCAAAGAAAAGCAAAGGACCCUCUCCUUUCAAAUUAAAGACAAUACAUCCACCUGAAAUGCAAAAAUUUAAAUUUUUGGUUAUGGAUUUUGAUGAUCACAAGGUCAAAAGAAGGCAUUUUAUACACAAGGUAUAUUACCUCAGAUACAUGUCAUGUUUAAAAAGCAAAACCGCCCAAUGUCUUAAAGGCUUAACUGGUAUUUGAGAGGGUAACUUUACUAUUUGACAAGUUUUUCUUGGGCUUAUGGUACUAUCACAUGACCAGAACCAAACUCGUAUUCUAUCUAAUUUAAACUAAAAUCUUAUAGCACAAUGUAAUCUGAACCAACUUUAUACCGUGACACCUUCUUCAAAUAGUGGGGAUAGCCUGGUUUUAUAUGCCUAUUGCAUAAUACUGAGUGAUAAUGGACAACUCCACCUGAAAAGUAAGGCGUAGAUGCUAUCAUAUCUAGCACUUAAUAAUGCUGUUUUUACAGAGAAGGGCUUUUUAAAAAAAAAUGUAUUGGAUCUCAGUACUGCUACUUUCAGGUGGAAUAGCAUCACUGCAUCGCACAGUGUGUUUACUGAGUUACUACUUAACCAUGCUUUGUGAUCCUCAUUGUACAAAUUUGCAUCGGUUUUCAGUCCACAAAAUCAUUUUCUCAUCUUCAAGAUUCUCAACUUGUUUUUGUAAUCUUGCAAUAAAUGUGUUCCACCUCAGGACAAAGUGAAAGAGCCAUUGCUUGAAUCUUUGGGAAAAGUAAAUAAAAUUAAAACCUGCGCAGUGAAGCAUGUAUUUAUUGCACAGCCUAGGUCUUUUUUGAACAGGAAAGCUUUCAUUAAUGUUGGCAUGCUUGUUCACUAGAGAGGAACUUCCAGUUCAAUAGAUGGAGAGAAAAUGUCUCCAUUCAUUUUAGCAAAAAGAGGUGAUAUGUGUUCCAGUAGUGCAAAGGCUGUUAAAACAAAUUGUUAUAUUUAGGUUUGCUUGACAUGCUCAUGAAUCCUCACCUAUGAAGGGAAUGCUGGCUUCUUAGAAAGGUAGUAAGUAGCCAUGGAUCCUUGCCUGUUUAACUGUUUUGCAUUCUGUCUUAACUCAAGUUGUGCUUGGCUCCAAUGGUAAAAUGCAAAUCUUUUUUGAAGUUUAAUUUAGGUUAUUGAAUGAAUUAUUAUUCAAACAAAUGUUACAUCUGAAUUAAAUGAAACUAAACUAGAUCCCUACAUUAUCCUUUACCUGCUAUGUCACCAAUUACCUUCACUCAAUAAUAUUGCAUUUUCAUUUUCAUAAUGGAUCUAUCCCUCCCUAAAAUUGCAGAUCAAUAUUCAAACAACUUGUUUUAAAUCUUUUCCCUACAAAAAAUUAUCUUUGCUAAAAUAAAGCAUGAACCAUUAUCACUAACACUUUUUGUGGUUUUCAGCGCACAUGAUGUUGUAAUUUUUGUGCAAAUUUUGUGCUUUCAUAUUGAUUGAUCUCCGUUUUCUAUUGCUGUAUGUAUCAGCAAUAUUCAAUGGAUAUCCUAUGACAAAUGAGUGACCAGAAUCAGCACAUAACAUUCUUGGAAACUGUUUGCAUCAGUAUCUUGGUAUUUAAUACGUUAGAAACCUGGAAGCUCGUAUUGGGCAUCAUGAAUAUAUUAUGCAUUAACUUUCCUCAUUAGAGAAAUCUCUGGGGAAACUGUAAUGCACUGCUGGUGUUCAACUCAGUGGCAUAUCUAAUGCCCUGUUGUGAUGUUUUUCUGAUGCUUUUGUUUAAAUUGAGGAUGGUUUAUGUAUUUGAUAAUCUUUGGCAUAUGUUGUGCCCCUGAAUCUUUGUAAUCGAGGACUGAGCAAUGACUUAAGCAGUGUUAUGGGAGAACAAUGGAGGACAUCUCUUCAGCUGAUUGUUUCAAGUUUGAUGCAGCAUGAUUCACAUGCUCAUUUCAAAGUGUGGCCCAGUAAAGAAUUCUUUACUGAUUUUGGAAGCGUGGAAAGAAUUAAAAAACAGGUAAAUUUAACAGGUUGAGCAGUAACAGUAGAGUCUGCCCAUUCGGUGUUGUGGUUGAGUCAGGUAAAGCAGAUAAAAUAUGUUUUUCCCUCAGAUUAAUCUUCCUAACCUUCAUCUUUCCAGUUAAGUUACAAAGGGCUCUGAGUAAAUGUGAAAUGAUGUGUGAUAUUGAGCCAUGCUCAUCAGAUAUUGUCUUGUUUUGAUCCUGAGUAAAGUGACCUGAGCAUGUUUGGAGCUAGGAGCAUUAUAAUUAGCCUUAAUGUUUUGCAGCAGUUAUAGUAUGCCAAAAUUAAGGAGGUCCGGUUGUUAUCAUCUCUGAAUUAUUAUGCAACGAUCCAUGUGGAAAGUUGUAUGUAUAUAAUGUAAGAUGAAAAAUAAUAUUUGGUUUGGUUACAAUGCCCUCGUUGUAAAAUAUUCUGAAUACAUUCAGUGUCUAAGCUUGUAUUUGAAGAAUUUCCACUGAUGAUGGAUUGUGGGGCUAAACAGUAUCCAUGGGAACAUACCCAAGCAUGAUUCAGAACCUGAAGGGUGAAACUUUGGAAGGAGGUUGAAGAAACCGUCGAGUAGAUCAUAGUUAUGGCUGAAAGAGGACAAACUUGAGAUGAUGACGAGUGCAUGAACUCCACAUAGACUUGCUCAGUACAGAGAGUUGUAUGAUUCACGUUGGAACUUAGCUGGUUGGAAGAAAUUCAAAAAUCAUAAAAACAAGAUGGGAACUAAAUAAAGAGGGUGCAAUCUAAUGUUAUCAGAAGGAGUAAAUAAAGAGGGAAUUUGCUUAUCUGCUAGUUAGAGGUAUUAUAGUGCAGAAUUUCACCUUGUAGCAAAUCAGAGUUCUAGUGUAUAACAAACAAGCAUACAUAUUCACCUCCACAACUACUACUGUUUAAAUCUGGACACCCAGGCAGUGUGAAGGUUAGUUUGUAUUUUCAGAACCAUCUUUCGAUUGACAUUUUAUAUCAUUUUUCUGUUAAAUUCUUUUGUGUGGGAAUGGAAUAAAUGUUAUUUUCUACUGAAGACCAGUGCCCACAAUGAUAACAGCAAGAACAAAAGGAAUUGAGGUAUUAUAUUGCUUGUAAGUUUCAUUAAAGCAUAAAAAUUGUAUAGAAUUAUUACAAAUGUUUUAUGCGCGAUAUAAGGGAGCAAUUCUAAAUAAUCCUCAGCAUGUAAAUUUUGAUCUUGUGAGAUUGCACUAAUUAUGGAUUUUGUUUUGCCCCCGCUCAGUAUUGAUUUUUUUCUGGAAAAAUGUAAAUACUGUUUGUGCUGCCUUGUAUGGAGCUGUGGUGGCAGUGUAUAGAUUUUUAACUGUUAUGCAGUGAUUAUAUGAAAUAGAAAAAUUGAGACAGGAGAAUAAAAAUUUAACUUUUAAACAU